AAUGGUGCCUAUACUUGAAGAAGGAACACGGAAUCUUGUAGAUUCUGCAAUUAAGAACUUGCAGGAGAAGCAAGGGGGACCCUUUUUUCAAUAAAUUUUCCCUCUUCUUUUUCUUUCCUAAUUUGGAAAAAUCUGCGCUCCUUUUUAUGUUUACAGUGAACCCAAAAAAGGCCUUUUCAAGUGGCAAGGAAGAACAGUUGUGGAGUGUUACAGUUUAGAGAAAGUAACGAUGUCCCAGAUCUCUCCAAUUCAAGCUCUUUACGAUCAGUGCAAGAAGGCGUGCACUCCUGUAGGAAUUCCUCCUUCUUCUCCAGUUAUCCAAAAUCUUUGCUCUCUUAUGGAUAAAACUAGUCCUGCUGAUGUAGGCCUCAGGGAGGACAACUCAGAUGAUGAUCGGUGCCAUGGUUUUUUGGGGCACAACUCGGAUGAUAAUUUCGACAUGAUAGCUCGAUGGGAUCAAUCCAUAAAGUACUUGGAAUUACAUGAAAAUGAGAGUUUUACUAUGUGCAUAUUCCGCAUGCCAAAGUCAACUGUCAUGCCACUCCAUGAUCAUCCAGGGAUGACUGUCUUGAGCAAACUUCUUUAUGGCUCCUUGAACGUGAAGGCCUAUGACUGGGUUGAACCAGCUUGUAUACAAAAUAGUAGGGGACCAGGGUACCGUCCAGUUAAAUUGGCAAAAUUGGUAGUGGACCAUGUUAGAAAUGCAUCGAGCGGCACCUCUGUCUUGUACCCCAAAUCUGGAGGUAAUAUCCAUUGUUUCAGUGCAGUAACCACAUGUGCAGCGUUUGACAUUCUCACACCUUCUUACCGAGAAGCCGCUGGCAGCACAUGUACCUUCUACCUUGAAUACCCUUAUUCCAGCUUCCCAAUAGCAGAUGGAGCAAGCAUAAUUGAUGGAAAGGAAGAAGACUAUGCAUGGCUCGAGGUGAUAGACACCCCAAAUUCUCUAUGUAUGCUCUGGGGUGAAUAUAAGGGGUUCACUAUUAAAGUUUAGCUCUCUCACUUGCUGACAGUGAUUGAAUUUGCUUCUGGUUUGGUAUUUUUUAUCCUGAAAAUGAAGAAAGUGGGUCCUGUUUGGGGACCUUAGGUUGAGAACUACAGCUUUGUGUGGCUUCGAGUCAUGAGAUUAAGCUACUGUCUGCAGUAUGUUGUUAAUAUAUGGUUUAAGCCUCCUUUCUUCACAA
Messenger RNA from Macadamia integrifolia, 1184 nucleotides. RefSeq names its product plant cysteine oxidase 3-like. The transcript has 5 exons. NCBI's taxonomy places the organism in Eukaryota, Viridiplantae, Streptophyta, Magnoliopsida, Proteales, Proteaceae. The record is from RefSeq and is a predicted model, not a curated record. The coding region runs from base 230 to 994 and encodes 254 amino acids. Gene Ontology annotation, molecular function: oxidoreductase activity, acting on single donors with incorporation of molecular oxygen, incorporation of two atoms of oxygen.